AUGGGCAGCAUUGCGACAACAUCUCUCGAGGCACGCUUACAAUGUCGACAGAACCGUCUGACGAACACAGCCGGUGUCGCACCAGGCUAUCUGCAAGCCAACCUGCUAGUUCUGCCCUCCAAGCAUGCAUCUGACUUCCAUAAUCUAUGUUUGCGCAAUCCAGUCGCGUGUCCACUGUUAGGAAUGACCUCCCAACCAGGCGAUCCACACACAAUGAAACCGCCAGGCUGCAUUCAGUCCGCGGAUUUUGACGUUCGAACGGAUUUUCCUAAGUACAGGGUAUACAAGGAUGGGAAGUACCUAAAGGGGUCCUGCGAUAUUCUCGAUCUAUGGAAGGAAGAUCAUGUCGCCUUUUUAAUCGGCUGUUCGUUCUCCUUUGAAGAUGCCUUGACCAAUGCAGGUCUACAGCCUCGACAUCAACAAACAGGUUCCAUCGUGGCUAUGUACAAGUCUAAUAUUCCGCUACUCCCAGCGGGUAUUUUCACUGGUGGCCGUUGCAUAGUUUCCAUGCGACCUUAUCGCCCUGAGGAGAUUGACCGUGUCCGAAAAGUCACUCGCCCAUAUCUUUCGACUCAUGGGGAGCCGGUCAGUUGGGGUUGGGAUGGUGCUAAAGAGCUUGGUAUCCUUGAUAUCAAUAGCCCGGAUUUUGGCGACGUACAAGUAUUCGAGGAUGGGGAAGUGCCUGUGUUUUGGGCCUGUGGUGUGACCCCCCAGAUGGCAGUUGAAGCUGCUGGAGACCUUAUCCAUGGACAUGUUUUUGCACAUGAGCCUGGUCAUAUGUUAGUGACUGAUUGGACGGCUGUUGAUUUGCAAAAGCUUCAGUCCGGCAGUCUCUAG
This is a messenger RNA of Penicillium longicatenatum, 837 nucleotides long. RefSeq names its product DUF1445 domain protein. NCBI's taxonomy places the organism in Eukaryota, Fungi, Ascomycota, Eurotiomycetes, Eurotiales, Aspergillaceae. Gene Ontology annotation, molecular function: D-glutamate cyclase activity. Gene Ontology annotation, biological process: glutamate metabolic process. The record is from RefSeq and is a predicted model, not a curated record. The transcript has 2 exons. Bases 1 to 837 code for a protein of 278 amino acids.